Symbiodinium necroappetens is the source of this 663-nucleotide messenger RNA. The record is from the annotation of a GenBank genome assembly. Lineage: Eukaryota; Dinophyceae; Suessiales; Symbiodiniaceae.
AUGUUGGGUCGGAGGCGGCCCCACUGUUUUCUGUGUCGCAGUGGAGUCCUCCUCUUCCUGCUCUGGCUCUGCUCUCUGGCGUGGAGAGAUACCAGAACAUACGUCCGUGGUGUCCAUGCGAGGAUUCGCUGGGGCCACUUGCACCUGCAAGCUGCAUCGCAGCUGCUCGAUGAUGCUGAUGCUGCUUGCGACCUGCUCUCCGAGAGACUGGAUACGUUCUCGGAGCACCUGAACAGCAGCUCUGGAUCCUGGGAGCAGGCGGCGGACGGCGUGGUCGCUGGGACGGCGGAUGAUGCUAGCUUUCGCCACGUGCUGGAGGACUUGAGCCAGGAGCUGAACUGCAGCAGAAACCAUCUGACGAAGGCCCUGGAACAGGCCGAGGAGGUCCUCAGCCGUCUGUCUGAGGUGCAAAACGAGCUCGAUGCUCUGAAACGGAAGAUGCGCGGGACACCGGCCAACUACGCAGAGGCGCGGGCAGAAGACAAGAAUCUGUGCGUGGAGAUCGACAAGAGGUCAUCGAACUACACGCAAAGAACACAGAACCUCGCCGACACGGUGACAUCCUUUAUGAAGGCGCUGACGGGGCAGCGCGAAUCCAUGAACUUGAAGCUCGAAGAGCUGGCAGAGCACAUUGAUGCCUUGUCGAAGAGUGACGACCAGUGA